Linum tenue is the source of this 550-nucleotide messenger RNA. The record is from the annotation of a GenBank genome assembly. NCBI's taxonomy places the organism in Eukaryota, Viridiplantae, Streptophyta, Magnoliopsida, Malpighiales, Linaceae.
CGCCACACAAACAAUAAGUAGAGAGGAGAGAGAGCCAGAGGUAAAUUAAAAAUAUCUUUCUUUCCGUCUCAGUUACUCUCUCCUUUCUUUCUCCUCUCUAUCUUCAAUCUCUCAAAAAUGGCCGCCUCCACCAUCGCCAGCUCCUCUAUUGCCUCCUUUACCUCCACGGCUGCCGUCGCCACCGUCCCAUCAUCGCCACCUCCUCCGUCACCUCUGCCUUCGCCAUCCCCACCGCCUCAACUACCGCUGUUGCCACCUCCUCCACCUCCACUUCCACCACCUUCAUUGCCUUCACUAUCUGAUCCCGUCACGGGAGUCGGCGGCGCCGAGAUCCUCUCCGACGGAUCCGGUGGUAGUCGGCUGAUCCCUGUCGCUCCUCCUCCCGCUUGUACGCGAAACGAUACUGUUGGGAGAAGAAACCCCUACUUCCUCCUCGCAAUCGUCAGAUGCGACGGUCGGUAGCCGGUUCACGUUGAACCCCCGGAAGAGCCAGGAGAAAUUUCACGUUGUUUUAGUUUGGGAGAUGGCGAUCUCGAAACGAUCAGGCUGU